Messenger RNA from Musca domestica (house fly), 2873 nucleotides. RefSeq names its product peritrophin-1. Gene Ontology annotation, cellular component: extracellular region. Bases 576 to 1376 code for a protein of 266 amino acids. The transcript is spliced from 7 exons. Gene Ontology annotation, molecular function: chitin binding. Lineage: Eukaryota; Metazoa; Arthropoda; Insecta; Diptera; Muscidae. The record is from RefSeq and is a predicted model, not a curated record.
AAGUUUCCGUUGGUUUUUAGUUUUUAUUUAACAAUUGUAAAUCGUUUUUCUUUUGUGCUGUGUUUGUUUUGAGUGUGUCAUUUUCAUUUCGGUUUUAUUUUGCGUGAAUGGCUUUUUGGCGGAAAAUGUUUGAUAGGCGAAAAAAAAAAACAUUGUGAUCGCAAAGUCUAGAGCAAUCAAACAACUGUAUAACUGACUGAGUUCCGUUUUUACGACAAUUGCGAUCAUUUAUAAUGUCAUAGUAUCACAUAACCAUAACAAACAACUCUCUAUGAUGAUGCUUUAAACAUCUGGUACACUGAAGUUGGGAGUUUAAGAAAAAAGAAAUAAUGACUAGAGCUGUCUAGCGCUGUAAGCAGUGUAUGUGUGUUCUCGGGCGUUUGAAAAUAAAUUUGUCGCUAUUGAAGUGGUUGGUGUUGCGCGUGUCGAAGUCAAGACAAACGGAUUGUUUGCGAAUUGCGUGUUUUCAUUCAAAAUCUAAAUAAAGAAAAUUAAAUCCAAGGAAACUGUUUUAUAAGCCGCCCAUCUAUAACUUUUUGGACAUCAGCAAAAACAGCAGCAGCAAUAACAACAACAUGGUGCAAUAUUGGAAAUCCAGUGUUGUAUUUGCAACAACAAUUUUAAUGGUCUGCUCUGGUGCCUUGGCUCAACAACUGAAACCAAACCAGGAGGAUCCAUGCAAAGUUAAAGGACGUGUGGUCGGCGAUGUCACCUAUUGUGAUCGCUAUUGGGAAUGUGUCAACAACCAACCGGAAUUGUACGACUGUCCAAAUGGCCUGGUAUUUGCUGGCAAACAUCGUGGCGUAACGGAAGGCUGUGAUUAUCCAUGGCGUGCCAACUAUUGCGAGGACAAACAAAUGGCGAAUGGUCCAAUUUCAACGGAACACUGUGACUGGUUGUACGGUAUAUUUGGUCAUGAAACAUCGUGUACCCGCUACUGGACUUGUUGGAAUGGCACUGCCACCGAACAGCUAUGCAUUGGCGGUUUGCUCUACAACGAGAAUGCCCACAGCUGUGAUUGGCCUGAAAAUGUCGAUGGCUGCCAGAAGCAUCCUCUCUGCAAUGAUGACCCCAACGGCAAUGUUCCUUUGGGCAAAUCCUGCAACCGUUAUUGGCAAUGCCAGGGCGGUUAUCCACGUUUACAACGUUGCCCGGCCAUGCUUGUUUUCGAUAGGCAUUCGUUGCGCUGUGUAGUGCCACCAACAGAAGAAUGUGAUAUCCCGACAACACCAGCUCCCUUCGACGGUGAUGGCGAGAAUAACAAUGUCAGCGGUGGUGGCCAACUGGCGAAAGAUGAACAGGAACGUAAGUUGGCCAAUGAAGGUGUACCACCACUACCAUUGCAGGGAAAGAAUUUCCAAAGAGCCAGAAAUUAAAAACACACAAAAACAAGAGAAAAACAAAAACAACUAAAUUUCAUCAAGGAAAACAACAACAUCAUCCAGUAGAGAGCCUGUCUUAUAACUCACAUCUCUCUCUCUCUCAUCAUCAUCAGCGGCUAUAUAUUUCAACACAAUAUUGAUGAGUGACCAAGCGGAAGUCAUGCUCUUAAAUAGGAAAACAAAAUACCAACACCGCCAACAACAACAACACCGAUGAAAUUUAUAUAUUUUAACAAGAAAAGCAGCAGAAAUGGCUUCUUUGAAAGCAGAACAAACAAGAAACAAAUUCUUUUGUAGAAAAUAUGUAAUUUAAACAAAAUUAUACCAUUAAAAACACAACAACAACAGCAUCAUCAUGAAAAACAACACCACUCAUUUUUUUUGCUAUAAGUAUGAUUUGUAAAGUAAAGGCAAGAGGAAGUAAAUAUCUUCAGAUAGAAACUUAUCAUUUUUUUGUUCUUACAUUUGUUGCUGUGGUUGUUACUGUUGUCCCCCUCACACUUACACACACUUAUACACUCUGAGCUUGCCCCCAUGCCUUUUUAAGAUAGACAUCAAAUCACAAUGUCAUUUGCAUAAAUCACAUUUACAUUUUUUCGUUGUUGUUGCUAUUUGCCAGCACCCUCAUCACCCAAAGUGUAAUGUGAUGGAGAUGAAGGAAAAAAAUGCAAGAAAUCUUUCGCAUUUCUGUUUUACAAAAGGACAUUAUGGCGCAAUUAGUUUUGACCGCUUGACUGACUUACACCCACACCAACACCACCACCAUCGCAUUUCUUCAUCAAAGUAUUCAAGUAAAUAAAAUUCCAUGACAGAAACCAGAUUUGCUUGAGCAGGAUUUUCAGUCAUGCCACAAGAAAACUUGUGACCAACUUAUUUUUUGAGGUGAUAAAAAAAUCGUAAUAUCAUUACAAAGAAAGUCUUAAAAUUAUAAUCAUCACCAGAAGCUGGAAAAUAAUUAUCAUCUUCAAAACGCGACUUCAUUUCAACAAUGGCCUUUUGAAAAAAAGAGACGAAAUCGGCCAACAUCUUUGGCAUUAUGAUCGGUCGUCAUCAUUCCAUUCCAUCAUGUAAUAAUGCCAUAUUUUUUAAACAUCUGUUGUUUCCUCUGAAAUCCUUCUUUAAUAAUAUUCAAUUCUAUGCCAUCAGCAAAAUCAUCAUUAUCGUCAUCUGCAUCAUAGACAAGACAACACACUUCCUUGCCCCCAUUGUCCUCUUCCAUCAUUUUAAGUGUGGUUUGUGUAUCAGCUACUUCAUAACAUAACAAUAACCAUAGAAUUGUGGCAGUAACAACAGCAGCACCGACGUCCAGUUAGCCAGCCAGCCGGAAAAAAAUAUUCCCAUUAUCCUUAAGCUAUCAGAAAAAAUAUUGUAUAAGAGCAAUAGCAGAACAAACAACAAUUUAAACGUAGUUUUUAAAAACAUCAGCGUCUUUGUAGUAUUUUUAAAUCUGUAUUUUAUUCUGUACGAAAAAGAAAAAUUUAAUAAAGACAU